GUUUUCUUGGAGGAAGGGUUCUGCGAUCUGUAAGCGUUUUCGGGUCCCAAUGAUCUUAAUGCAAGGAGCAGUUCGUCCUUCUCCUUCUUCUCUGACCCGUUUCGCUCGUUUGACCCGACAUCUAUCUUUCUCAAACACUAAACGUUCCUCAAUUCCAGUUUACAGUUAUGGGAGCUCUGGCUCUCGUCUUCAAUCUAACCGCAUUUAUGCAGAUGCUUCCCUGCAGUCGAAUUCAAGUGUACAGAAAAGAGAGAAGAUAACUCUUGAACAACCAGAAAUCAUAUUCAUGGGGACAGGAACCAGUGAAGGAGUCCCACGAGUGAGCUGCCUUACUCACCCCUUAAAGAAAUGCCCGGUUUGCUCAAAAGCUGUAGUACGAGGAAAUAAGAAUAAGAGACUCAAUACAAGCCUCCUUAUUCGUUAUCCUAGACCUUCUGGCAUAUCUAACGUUCUUAUAGAUGCUGGCAAAUUUUUCUACCAAAGUGCUCUUCGAUGGUUCCCUACUUAUGGAAUAAGAUCAAUAGAUGCUGUUGUUAUUACUCAUUCUCAUGCUGAUGCAAUUGGAGGUUUAGAUGAUCUUCGUGACUGGACAAACAAUGUCCAGCCGUAUAUUCCAAUUUAUGUAGCCAAGCGUGAUUUUGAGGUGAUGAAAAAAACACAUUACUAUUUAUUAGACAAAAGCGUGAUCAUACCAGGAGCUGCAGUCUCUGAGUUGCAAUUUGAUAUCAUAGAUGAAAACCCUUUCACUGUACAUGACCUUAAGUUCACUCCUUUGCCAGUGUGGCAUGGUAGUAAUUAUCGUUCCUUGGGUUUCCGCUUUGGCAACAUUUGUUACAUUAGUGAUGUCAGUGCAAUACCUGAUGAGACUUACCCCCUUUUAAAAGAUUGUGAAAUACUUAUAAUGGAUGCAUUGAGGCCAGAUCGAUCUUCUUCAACACAUUUUGGACUUCCACAGGCUUUGGAAGAAGUUCGAAAAAUCCAGCCAAAAAGAACCCUCUUUACAGGUAUGAUGCAUUUGAUGGAUCAUGAAGAAGUGAAUGAAAGUCUCUUGAAGUUGAAAGAAACCGAAGGUUUGGAUGUACAACUCAGUUAUGACGGGCUUCGUGUUCCAAUAAACCUAUAAUAUUUGUGCUUUUUUUUUUGGCACCCUCGCAUUCAUCACCAUAUAAAAAAACACUAAUGCAAUUGAUUUUUUCUUCUUUUGUGUUUAUUAAUGGCAAAUUUUACAGUACCAAAUUUAGGGUCUGA
Molecule: messenger RNA, 1248 nt
Organism: Lactuca virosa
Lineage: Eukaryota; Viridiplantae; Streptophyta; Magnoliopsida; Asterales; Asteraceae
Source: the annotation of a GenBank genome assembly